Messenger RNA from Rhodofomes roseus, 1636 nucleotides. RefSeq lists its product as uncharacterized. The record is from RefSeq and is a predicted model, not a curated record. The coding region runs from base 169 to 1488 and encodes 439 amino acids. Lineage: Eukaryota; Fungi; Basidiomycota; Agaricomycetes; Polyporales; Fomitopsidaceae. The transcript is spliced from 2 exons.
GGAAUCAAUCCGAGUACACUCAUCCACUGCACAGAAGCUGCGACAGACACGCUGUGCACGGCUCAUUGCCUGGUAUAAAAUAGCUCGCCUCGACGCCAUGGAGGGCCAUUGUUCGUCGCAUCCGUUCCAGGCCGCCCGUCCCCACCCCCUCGCCUUAUAUAAACUGAUAUGCGCCUCCGCGAGUACAAGCACGACGCCCUCAGCCUCCGCUCCAGACAGAAGGCCCUCAAAACAUCUCGAAGGCUAGUACAGUCCGCAAAGCUUAGAAGCCGUCGCCCAUUCCACCCUGAACACUUCGAACGCCCUCAAGAGAACGUCAGGAUGGCGCAACGUAAAAUCGUCCACAUCGGGCAGUUGAAUAUGUACGACGAGAACUCGCCCCUCGUGUCCGUUCCAGAGACCAUCGAAAGGCCUCCGCUCCCUCCAGUGAUGUCGGAUAUGAUUGCGAAGUUCGAACCAGAACUGGCGGACACCCCCGUCGAAUACGUACGUGAAGCGCUCGCGGCUAUGGGCACCAGAUUAAUGGGUGUAUCCAAGAAGUGCCGUGUCGAUCCCCCGCGACUGGCCAGCGGCCCCGAAGUCAACCUCAUCGUAACGGACGCAGGCCUGUCGUGUCUACCAACCCACGCACUCGCUGUUCACCCUCCUGCGGAACCGUCUACUUGGUCUCCUUCCGACAGAGCCAACAGGCUGAACAAUCGUGGCCGCGAGGUUAUCAUCAUGCCCAUUCACGCCGCCAUCCUCGUCGCGAAUUGUGGGCGCCUACCCUCGGACAUGCCCGAGUCGCGCCCGCGGCCACCGCCCAACCAGAUCAUCUUCUCAGGUGGCGAGAUGGUGAAUGGCUAUCGCAUCCCCCUGGUGUCCUUCUGCCUCCCGAUGCCUCAAGCCUUCGAGCUGCUCGUGAGGUACAUGUACACGCGCGACAAGGACGCACUUCUCAACGCGCUCGUGCCGACGCAGACCCCGUUCGACGUGUCCGGCGACAGGACGCCACUCUAUGCCGCCGACCCUGCUCUCCGCCAAGGAGUUGCACGCAAGCAGCGCAUCAACCGCGUCGCCUCCGAGUGCGUCGCUUACUUCAACGGCCAGCUGUCCCGGAUGUACGAGCAAGCUCGGUUCAUCGAGGGCUUCUGGCGCAACGCUGUCACCGUCGCCAUGUCGGACGAUGGCAUGUGGGAGACGCUGCAGCUCGCCUGGGAGGCGUUGGUGCAAGCCAUGAAGUGGGUCCGGGAUGCAUAUGUCCAGAUCCGGGAGCGAGAGACUCAAGCUCAAGACUCGAACGGGCAGCCCCCUCGCCCGGUCGUGCCGCGCAUGGCGCUGAUAUCCCACCUCACUCAGAGAUACGUGCAGACUCUCCUGACCACUGGUCAGGGUAACUGUUACCCAGUCGAUCCUUACCCACUGGCUGACCCUCUAUUUACGAUGCCGACAUCCAGCCGGGUAGGACUGGGACAAGCGCUGCCUUUCCUGUCUCAGAAUAUGCUCUAAACAUGCGACAGGACAGUAUGAAUCUCACAUGAUGUACGGUUGUAUAUGCCAAUGUAUGUUACCAUGUAUUUACCCUGUGUCUCUGGAAUGGAAUGCCGCGUAUGCACAACUGAUACAGGCGAUGACAAGAGCAUGCAUUCAUAACGAU